This is a messenger RNA of Nicotiana attenuata, 489 nucleotides long. RefSeq lists its product as uncharacterized. Gene Ontology annotation, molecular function: nucleic acid binding; RNA-DNA hybrid ribonuclease activity. Bases 1 to 489 code for a protein of 162 amino acids. The record is from RefSeq and is a predicted model, not a curated record. The transcript is spliced from 2 exons. NCBI's taxonomy places the organism in Eukaryota, Viridiplantae, Streptophyta, Magnoliopsida, Solanales, Solanaceae.
AUGUAUACUCCUCAAAAAACUCCCAUCAAAAUUAGAUGGCACAAACCACCAAAAGGAUGGUUUAAACUAAAUAUUGAUGCCAGUUUUGACAGUGGUACACAAAAAUGUGGUCUGGAAGGUGUAUUCACGAAUGCCAAUGGACAUUGGAUAGUGGACUUUGGAGAACCAUCCCAUGCAAGUGGAUCAUUAGAAGCAGAAAUAAAAGCUCUCCUGGAGGGACUUAAAACAGCCCAAGAAUGGGGAAUGUUCCCUCUUGAAAUAGAGACAGAUUCCGUGGAGGUUAUUCAAUCUAUCCAACAGGGUAAUAGAUUAUAUGAUGACAUUGUUAAUGAAUGCAGGGUGUUAAAGCACCAGCAGAAGGAGAUAACCCUCCAGCACACAUUCACGCAAGGGAAUAGUAUAGCUCAUCAGAUGGCUAAGAAGGUUGUGGAUCAAACGGAAGAUGACAUUGUUUCUUUCCUGCCAUAUAUAGUAAACUGCAGCAGCUAA